Messenger RNA from Linepithema humile (Argentine ant), 5422 nucleotides. Its product is annotated as thrombospondin type-1 domain-containing protein 4-like. Gene Ontology annotation, biological process: extracellular matrix organization; proteolysis. Gene Ontology annotation, cellular component: extracellular matrix. Gene Ontology annotation, molecular function: metalloendopeptidase activity. The record is from RefSeq and is a predicted model, not a curated record. Lineage: Eukaryota; Metazoa; Arthropoda; Insecta; Hymenoptera; Formicidae.
CUGUGUAGUUGGUUUGUAAAAGUUGAUCAAAGUGAUCAUGUGAUCAAUCUUUGCGGAAACCAGCGGAAACUAUCGAAUAUUUCCGAAAAUCGAUAAUACUGUGACGAAUGAGUCGUGUAGAGCCAAUUUCAUAAUGUAUGUACACAAUGAUACGGAGAUUCUCCAUAAGAAGAUGGCGGAAGAUGGUGCACUCUAAUAACUAUGUAAAUAGAAAGUUGUAUCUCGUCGAGAUACUGAUUUUGUAUACUACACGAGUUAAGGUAUACCGUUUGUUGUAAUAUAAAUUUAGUCAGGAUAAAGUAAUUAUAUAUAGUAUGUAACAUACAAAUUUUGCCGGCACAGAAUACUGGUAUAAACCUAACGGAAUUUGCUAAUAGAAUAUAUCACGUAAUUGACGGUAAACCCGCCGUCGAGCAGUUUUGUAUUUCGUACAUUUAAAUGGAAUAUUUCAUUUAAAUAGCUACAAAAUGACAAAUUCUACUUGGUUUUGCUGUCGAUCUGUUGUCAGAUUAUGUUAGCAAGUUCUACCGGUAAAACUUGAACUUAAUGCAAACAGAGCUGACGGCAACCUGCUGAAAUAUCCGAUUCAAUUUAUUGCCAAGUUGCCGGUGUAUGCACUAAUAUUUUUCUUUCCUGUUAUUAUACACAUAAGCGAGCGCUAUUAUUAACUUUUCUUUUAGUUAUUAUGAAUUAUUCAGAAAUAAUAUUUGCAUGAAAUAUUUUUUGCAAAUUUAACAAAUUCUUACUUCAAUUCAAAAAGUAAGGUAUAUCUUUAUGGCUAUUGCAAUAUUUUAAAUCGCUACCGAAUGCAAUUAAAUUGUCAUAAGUUUUUGGAAUGAGUAAAAUUUGAAUAAAUCGGCAUUGUCUGUGAUUGUCGUUUCAAGCAUAUAAAAAUAUUUAAUGAUUAUCGAAGAUUACUUGCGAGUGUUUGUCGAAACUGUUCGGCUGACUUCAAUCGGUCUGUCGGAGAGAGGGCAUGUUCAUACUGAUUGACUGACUCAUUCUGGGCUUUAUAAUACCUUGGACGUGUCGAAGGGCGUAGUGAUAUUAGAAAUACAGCUCUCAAGAAUGCAACGCGACAAUCAUGCCCUCGACUAUUCGACAAUGAUUCGAAAAGCUACAACACGUAUCCAACACAUUUUCGAGCACAAAAGCAAACGAGAAACAUUGCUGCGAGAUAAACAGGAUUACAUGCACCUACACAUCAGCUGAGCAUGUUUCUUCGGGUUUGACUAGGCGGCCGCGAAGAAUUCGCUGCGGACUUGUCUUUGGUCGCGACUCGCGAGGAAUUACCAAGUCCUUUGGAGACACGUCGGAGAAAUUCGGUUGCGGAAAUCUGAAUCUGAACGAACAGCUCACGUCGUAGGAAUUGUCGUCUGUCUCGUCAGUGGGAUGGCCUGAGCCUCGGAGCAAAUCUUCCAUGGACCGUUUACGAAACUCAGAGGAUGACUCGCCACCGCCGUGCAUCUUCCUGGGAUUUCCGCUUCGACGAUGUCACCGGCGGUCCGACGUGAUCAGGAUGAAUUUCGGAUCGAUUCUAGCUCUGAUGAUGCUGAGCACGGCCAGUGUCGCAUCCUUCCACAUGCCCGAAAAGUAUCCUAUAGAGGUCUACCAUAUGUUACAAGAAAGAACGCAGUUCGGGAUUGGACGUGACAAUAGGGUGAGAGGAACUUGGGGUACGUGGAGCGAGUGGAGCGAGUGUUCCAGAUCCUGCGGCACUGGUAUCCAGUCUCAAUCUCGGGAAUGUGUUCCUCUACGGAGACUUUUGAGAAGACGAAGUAUUAUCUCGGAGAACGGUACAAGCAGCGCUAGGCCGAUUUGUAUCGGUACAUAUAAACGCUAUCAUACGUGCAAUACGCAGGAAUGCCCAAACUUUCCAGAAGACCUGCGAGCGGAACAGUGCGCCAAAUACAACGGGAGAAACUACAAGGGUCGCAGUUACGUCUGGGUACCCUUUGUAGACGCGCCAAACUCUUGUGCGCUCAAUUGCCGUGCAGUCGGCGAGCGUUUUUACGCAACGCUUGAACCGGCAGUAAUGGAUGGCACGCCUUGCGACGCUUCGAAUCUUCGCGGACGCGGCGGGAUUUCGAUGGAACGCAAUGACGAGCGGUGGCUCUGCGUCGCCGGACAAUGUAAGCCGGUAGGAUGCGACGGGGUGGUGGGAUCCGGCGCCACAACGGAUGCCUGCGGCGUGUGCGGCGGUCAGGGUAGAGGAUGCAGAUUGUUCGAGGGUAUUUUCAUGGAACCGAUUCUGCCUAAGGGUCAUCAGCAGGUGACCACGAUUCCAAAGGGCGCCAUGUCGCUCAACAUUUCCGAGCUACGAUUCAGCAGCAAUUUUUUAGCGUUGAGAGACAGUAACGGCAGUUACAUCCUAAACGGACCGUGGUCGUACAGUCCCAGUGGUACUUAUAAAGCGGCUGGUACGACAUUAACAUACCAGAGGGGCGAUAGAAACCGUAUGGAGUGCAUCUUGGCGACCGGACCGUUGAACGAGUCUCUACACUUGGAGAUUUUGUCCGUGGAAUUAAAUCCAGGUGUUCUGUACAAAUACAUGCUACCGAUGAGGGAAGUACCGGAUAGUAAAGCAGUGAUUGCACCACCGUUGGUUGUCGCAGGAUCGAAUGAUCGGGGCAACGAAAUACCUAGUCCAGAUACUCACGUCACUGUGCGAGUACCAGUUACAAGAAUAUCGGAUCGGCGAAGCGAUUUAUCUUGGAUGCGUCGCGAUCGCGAUCCGCCGCGUGUGCACGAUGGCGGACGGAAGGAAGAGAUGAAGCAUCCGCCAACCACGGUGAUGGCGGGUGAUCAGCCAAAGUCAAAGGCGACGAGGAAGAAGAGAAGAAGGAAAUUCACUUGGAAGAUAGUCGGUCUCGCUCACUGCUCGAAGAAAUGUGGAGGAGGUGUGCGAACGGCGAUUUUGAAAUGUGUUCGUGAGAGCAAUCAGACACUCGUCAACGAUAAACGCUGUCGGAACGUGGAAAAACCGAAACAUUCUCCUCCGCUGCGAUGCAACGAUCAUCCUUGUAUCGCAAGAUGGCGAGCUGAGCCAUGGAGCGAAUGUUCAGUCACUUGUGGAAUCGGCAGCAGGACGCGAAGACUCGAGUGCGUCCAAGAGUUGAACGCAAGAUUGACAAUGCGCGUGGCUGCUGGUGCAUGCGUCCAACCACCAGAUUUAAAUACGACGGAAACUUGCAACUUGCCAGCUUGUCUCAACCUUUCCAACGUGGGUCCGGCAUUGAGGCAUAUGCAUUCGCAGCACGACUCAUCCAGAUGACUGGGCACGUGGGGCCCGUGCUCAACGACGUGUGGUCGUGGAACACGAAAUCGAACAGUGACUUGCAUAACGUCCGGAGAAUCUUGUUCGUUAACCAACAAACCGGAAGCCCAAAAGGCGUGCGAGACAACAGCUUGUAAUGCGGCGACGGAAAUGGAGCAUCACGCACCCUGGUUGUACUCGGAAUGGUCUUCAAAGUGUUCCACGGAAUGUGGAAACGGUGUGAAGAUCAGACAAGUAGCGUGUGCCGAUGGUAGCGAAUUAUUCUGCAAUCCUAAAGAGCGACCGGACACAGAGACUCAUUGCUUUGGUCGAGAAACGAAUUGCGACCUAGCCAAAUGGUUCGCCAGUCCAUGGAGUUCUUGUUCUGUGUCGUGCGGUGUUGGCGUGCAGCAUCGAGAUAUCGCUUGUGUAGCUAAAACGAAUGACACUUUCAUCGUCUUACCUGCGAAAAAUUGUAGCGAUUCCAAACCAGCGACUGAACAAGUCUGUCGAAUGUCUACGUGUUUGCCGGAAUGGUUCACUUCGGAUUGGUCGAUGUGUUCUGCAACAUGUGGGAUUGGAGUGCAAACACGACUUGUACGAUGUAUCGUCGAGGGUGUCAGUAGCACCAAUUGCUUGGAAAUCGGUAAACCAAGCACGGAACAACGAUGUAACAUGGAACCGUGUAAAAAAGUGGUACCAGUGGCAAAUAAACCGCCGAAAAAAGUGCACGAGUCGUUCGAAUGCAUAGACAAGUAUCCAAAUUGCACUUUAGUAGUGAAGAAUAAUUUAUGCCGAAUCAAAUAUUACAAGCACUCGUGUUGCCAAUGUCGCCAGUAGCCAAGGUAACAGUUUUUCAUUCGUUUAUAACCCUACAAUCAUGAGUAUAAAGUUAGCGCGAGCGAUCGUGAAAUACAAAUACAGUUAUUAUGUUGAAACGGGCAAAUCAUGCCAAACGUAAGACUGCUGCAUGAGACAAAGAGACAACCAUGUAUGUAUGUAAUUUUAUUUAUAUUAUGCGAUGAGAAAUCGUGCGGAUCGCAUUUUCUUAUGUAGGUAUAUGUACUGUAUACUUUCUUCUGCCGAUCACAGAACAGCAUAAUUCUCGCGAAGCGGACACAUUCUCUUUCUUUCUAGAAUUGAAUGUACAGAAUGAAUGUAUAGAACGAAACAUUUAUUUUAACUCUUUGUUUUAACUCUUUGGGUACGUAUUUUCGAGUAAACUUUUAGCGAAAUGUUAAAAUUACUCAAAAUAAGGUAGAAAUAAAGAUCAAAUAAAUAAGUGAAAUAAAACAUUUUGAGAAGGAAUAACAAAUUCCUUAAAUUAAGGACGACAAAUUCUUAUUGAUUCGAGUUGAUCUUCCCGAGAGUAAAUACGAGAAAGUUUAUCGCGCACUGCUAAGCUUUUGUGUAUAAUAUAUUUCGUUGCGUCUUGCAUACGUGUGUUCACAUUUACAUUAUGUCGCGCAUUAUAUUGCGUCACGCAAUUCACGAGUCGAUACUCGUGUUAUCUUGAAUGUAGAUAGAUACAGAGCCGUAAUUUUAUCGGGUCGGAUGCGCGCUUAUUCAAACAAAUUUUUGGCCCUGUCGCCCUGUGUAACAUUUUUUUUAUUUCUGCGUGCUUUUUGUCGAGCGGCACGUUUGUCGCACUCGAGGUGAAUGAAUGCGUGACGACUUUGUAGUAGUUUAAAGACUUACAUCUAAAGAGUAAUGAAGAAAAAAAAACACUAUAUAUAUGUAUAUCUACGUUUUAUAUACCGAAUGUGAUGAGUAUGAAUAAAAUCGCAUUUAAUGUCCGUGCAUAAAAUGUACAUACAUUGGACAUAGCGACAUUUAGUUUUAAAUGUGCGCUGUAAAUGUGGCUAUUAAGAAAAGUUUUUUAUUUAAAAUGCAGAUUUAAUUUAUUGUAACAAAAAAAAUUUCAUGCAUUUAAAGGAAUUUGCCACAUUUUAUUCUAAAAAUAUACAAUGGACACAUUAUAUUGUACUAAAAUGUAGCGUAAAUGAGAAGUGUGCUACUCUUGUGAUAUAAUUCAUGACGAAAUUCUUUGAUCGUGCUAAUUUCAGACAUUAUACGAAUGCUGUGUACCGAACUGUAUCUUUUCAGCAUGUUUUGCGCUUUGAUUAAUUUCUCAUUUUCACAACAAUUACAAAUUAUUUACAUGAA